ACUGGUUCUUUUCAUUGUCUUGCUAUUCCUUGCGUGAUUGCAUUUUCAGACGAGUUAUUUUCUCUCGUAUAAACGAUUUGAUGGUACAAAGUUCCUUUGAAAAAAUAGCUCUCCACGGUUCUUCUGAAGAGCGUUGAGACAUCGCCGCAAGGCGCAAGGACUCGCCUAUGACUUUUGCAAGGCAAAUUCAAAGGCUUCAAAGCUUAUCCCGUAUUGAAAUUUAUUUGUAGACCACUGGUGGAUGUGAAAGCUGCCACUGUAAGUGAACAGUAAACUGAUGUUAAGUGAACUGUAACCAAGGCGCCAAGCUGCAGUACUCUCCCACCAGCUGCGUGAAAGAGACUCCACCAAAUACAUGACAAUUUCCUUGAAGCUGCUCAAAGUGACACCUACAUUCGACCAAGAAGGAUCGAUCGUGGAUCUGGUGCUUAGAAGUAGGAAAAUGAACGAUACAUUUUCUUUGAAUUGGAGAUUGAGAUUUAGCUAUUUCUUUCCAAAGCAUUUUGUGAAGUAGCACACUUUCUGUAUUCAUAGGACUUCUGCAGAUCUUCUUGAACUGAUGCACUCAUCACAUGCAAGGCUAUUUUGAACUUCGAACACUGCUGGGAAUGAGAAUCUUGACAGAAUGAUGAUUCAGCUCUUGACUGAUUGAACUCUUUGUGUUAUUGGACCUUUUAGUAUUCAUGGGGCAAACCAACCAAAAUCUUGUCAUUCAAUAGCUGUAAGAAUGGCUGAACAUAGUGGAAAAAAAAGCUAGGGAUACGUUAUGUUUAUUUCGGAUAUUAUUGGUGGGAAGUGGGAAGUGGGAAGGUGGGAAUUCAACUAUUUAUCGACAAUGGUGAUAAAGCAUAUAAUCCUUCAGGUCGGAGCUUAGGUAUAUCUGGCAGAAGCAAGAGGGACGCAGCAGUGGAUAAACUGGAGUUUGGAAUUCUGCAGCCCAAUAAUGUGGUAAAGCAUAUGCUAUAAACUCCAGGCUGGAAUGAGUGCAUCCAUACAUCAAGAGUGAAAUUGUUUUGCUGUGCCAGCUAUCAAAGAUUCAAAUGUUUACGCUAGAAAACAUGUAGUUGAUGCUCUCACUUGCUACAACCUGGCAAGUGGCAGCAACUGGUUUUGAAGUUCAACACCGGUGCAUGAGAUGAGCCUGCAGUGAAGAUUUAUGGGCUGGCAUAUCUUUAUCUGUCAACGGGGAAGAUUAAGGCAUGAAAAGAAAGGAGUAUGUAAGAUACUAAGAUCUGUUUACUGGGUUGUUGAUUCAUGACUUCAGUGAAGGGAUUUACACUUGUCAAAGUGAUUGAUGUUGGCUUUGGUGCUCCUGAAGCAAGGAACAUGACUGUUUGUAUCAGAUUUGUUUUGCGAAAGAAAUGUUUAUUUGGCCAACAGUUUUUCUUGGUUGGUGAAGAUCCAAUAUUUGGUUCAUGGGACCCAUCUGCAGCCAUUCCUAUGACUUGGUCAGAAGGCCAUAUUUGGACAGUAGAACAGAAUAUCCCUAUUGAGAGUAAGACCCAAUUCAAGUUUAUACUGAAGGGAGGAUCUGGAGAAACUGAAUGGCAACCCGGGCCGAACCGAGUUCUAAAACUAUGGAUAACCAAGGGUACUAUUAUUAUAGAAGAAGAUUGGGAUUCUCCUGAACUCCAAAAAGCAAUAGAGGAAUUGCCUGAGACUGAAUUUACCCAAAUGCUUGCAAAACAAGAGGUGAAGGCUAUGCCUAAAAGGCGUAAGACCGUGAUGCAGGAUUCUGUAGAGAACAGUGAUGACGCCCUCCUAGUUCCAGGUCUAUCUGUGGCUGAGGGCCCUGAGGCCAGGAAGGCCAUGAUAGAUGACUUCAUAGGGAACACUGAAGGUCUUGUUCUAGUUCCAGGAUUGUUAUCCAAGUCCAUAUAUAGUGCUACAGAGCCUUUUGAACAAGAUCAAAGAAAUGCUGGAGCCGAAGUCGGUGCUGUUGUUGAGGAUCAGUCAUUUUCUAAUGACCCAGUUAUUGAAACUGAUAGCAGCAAACCAGAGCCAUCUACCGGAAAGUUUGGCAAAGAGUUGAAAGUGAUGAGUGGCCAAGGAAAUGUGGAAAGAGGAGCAGUUGACAUUCCACUGGCUGCUGCUAUCCUGAAGAAUGACAUUGAGUGGGGUCUCCGAACCUGUCUAGGCUAUUUUGCGGUUUUGAUUUCUAUCAUAGGCAACUUUGAUUAAACCAGGAAGGAAAAGAAUCUGCGGUAUUCCUGCUGCAGAAGUUCUGAAAAUCAUCACUUCAGUUAGCAUGAUGCAAAAUGAUGAAAUAUUUCUUGGUCUGGCGGUCAUUCCCGUCUUAAGCUUGUAUUAUAUUCUAAAUUACUGCACAUGUAAGAGCUAUCGAUGACGUUUAAUCAUUAUUGUGGACAUAAAACAGGAGCUGGAGGAAUUUCAUUAGCCAUUUGUAUGUUUACAUUGCUUUCAUUUUGAAAUUAAUUGCUGAUUUCCUCUUGUGAAGCUAAUCCUGUUCAGGCAUCCUAUUAUCUGCAUAGCACGGAUUUUUUUGUUAAAACUGGUAAUCUUUAUUACUGGUUGGAACCAUGGUUUGGAUUCCAGAUUAUCCGACUUAUUCUAGUCAAAUAAGUGCAACCAUAUUCAUCAAGUCAGUGACUAUUUAAACGUCACAAUUCGUGUUCACACUGCACAUUGUUGAGCAACUAUUGCGUUUUUGCCGCCUAAGUCAGAGAUGGUAUAUGCGUGUGCGUGGGCCAUGCGAGCUGGGAGAAACAGCAGUUUCAUUGCAACAUGCAAUAACCGUCCAAGUUAAGCCAUAAAUAAGCGCUUGUGUGGAUCCACUCACUCACAUUUCUCCUUUGGAAGUUCAAGUUGCCAGUUGAUGCAGCCAAAGCAAAUCUAUGGAUGUACUUUUCAUGUUUUAUCUUCAAUUUCUUGGAAUCCUACAUAUGCCCAUGAGGGAAAGAACCAAUAGAUUUCUUGAAAUAGAAGCUUAUGCUUAUUGUUUUCGCAAUAUUAGAAAGGGCUAGUUUAUGUAAAAACUAAUGUCCGAAUGUGAUGUCUAAACAUCUCUAAACUUGUGGUUAUUGCUAUUAUUGUUAUUAUUAUCGACCAAGAGAGCCUGACUCAAGGCGUAAGCGUUAACGGUGCGGGGUCUAUCUAUAUGGUGCAUCUCCAUCAGGGACCUCUAGUUCUUAGGUUUUUCCAGAGAGCAAGGUUCACGAAGAUGACACGGUCACUACUUGCUAGUGAGUAACUUGUAAUUCUCGUCCUUCUUCUUCGAAACGGGCAUUUGGCUGAGCUUUGGACCGAAUUUGAUGAGGGGGUCAACCCAAGCGUCUUACUUGGUUGGUUGUACCUACUCAAAGACGUAGCGCUUCCAGAGCGAGUCUCAUGGCGGGACAGACUCUUCGGCUUUUAUUGCAGUGCCUCGCAGAGAGUACGUGGCCUCGUCUCAUCCACAGAGUCCUUCACUGCCGAAUAAGAAGGUCCUCCCAUACUCCGCCUACUGUCGGGGCUAUGGUGCUUCCGUGGUGGGAUGUCCUUCUCACAGCGAAUGUGGACUUCUCGGGCCGAAGCUCGAAAGCCUUCUCCUCCUCCCCCGGCGCCCUGCUCCCUGGACCAUUGCGGUUGCCUGCACUUCCUUCCCUCGGUUGAAAAAUGCUUUGCAGACAGCGGAAGGAACCAACAACGGCGGGUAAUCCCUCCCUCCUCCUCCUCCUUUCUCUUUCCCUUUCUGUUCACUCCUUUCUUCUUUUUCAGUUUUCUGCUACUGGAUUUCAGCAAUUUACAGCCCAAUUUGCAUAUUUAAGUAUAGCAUCUUUGCACUUGGUGUUCUUUCUCGAAGGGGGAAAAAUUUCCCUCUUGGAACAUUGAAGAAACCUAUCUCAUUGUGUUAUCCGACUUAUGGUACGGAUAGACGAAAUUGCCUCCCCUCGAGUUUAACUGAUUAGCUUUUUGGCUGUCAAGUAGCCGUAAAAGUUCAGUCAUGGAGGCAUAGAACAAUCUGUGACGGACGAAACACGGGAAUGCAACGAGUUCCAUGGUUGUAAUUCUAAGACGCGCUGCCACAUGAUCCGUUUUCUUCUUUCUCAGUUUAAUAUGUUGGAACCUUUUUCUUCUUUCUUGUCAUGUGGGCAAGUUUCGCCAAUCUGAUUCAUUUGAGGCUAUUCUAGCCCAAAAGUUUCUUGAACGAUUGUAACCUGGGCUGCCUUCUUGUUUUUAAGGCGAUGGUCCUAAAUUUUCUCUCUUCUUUCUGCAUGCAUUAAUCUGGUUUUGGUUAAUGUCUGGAAAUGUCUUUACCUGCCGUCAUAUAUUCAGCGGCAGAUUCCUGCCUGGCCCUAGGCUGGGCUUCAGCUUAACCUCAAGGAACCAUGCAUAGGCUCUAUUGCAAGCUUUCUGGAUGCAUGCAUUAAGCAUAAAUUUUUUCCAUUCCUCCAUCUGGCCAGGUUUUUCCUGUGUUGCAGGUGAAAUAGACUGCCAAAUAGUGCGGUUUGCCUGUCAUUCUUUUGGUUAAGAUGAAAGACGUUUCUUGCCACUGUUGGGAACAUUACAUGAAGGAGAAUGCGGGGCUCACUGCAAGUUAGAAGCCAAAACAAGAGAAGUGAAAAGAAGGAGCAAGAAAAUGAACUUGCAAUUACUCUAAUUCAAAGUUCAAAUCACUUCAAAUGGCAGCGGCGACCAACUUGCUAGAACCUGUAGCGGCGGUUUUCGUGUGUAUAUAGACCCAGAUGUAUAAUUUUGCCAACGUAACUUGCAGAGUUUGCUUUUAACCA
Nymphaea colorata (pocket water lily) is the source of this 4730-nucleotide messenger RNA. RefSeq lists its product as uncharacterized. NCBI's taxonomy places the organism in Eukaryota, Viridiplantae, Streptophyta, Magnoliopsida, Nymphaeales, Nymphaeaceae. Bases 1255 to 2181 code for a protein of 308 amino acids. The transcript is spliced from 6 exons. Gene Ontology annotation, molecular function: starch binding. Gene Ontology annotation, cellular component: membrane. The record is from RefSeq and is a predicted model, not a curated record.